Linum trigynum is the source of this 3077-nucleotide messenger RNA. The record is from the annotation of a GenBank genome assembly. NCBI's taxonomy places the organism in Eukaryota, Viridiplantae, Streptophyta, Magnoliopsida, Malpighiales, Linaceae.
ACGAAUUUGGGUGAUGCACAUACAAUCAUACAUGGUUCAAAAUCUGGAGACCAUAGUCAUUAGGAUCAUAUAGCCAAGCAAGUUUGAUCAUAUAGCCAAAGUUCAACUCCCGACAGAUUUGAGGUUAAAGUCGCCCUGAUCUUUGAACUUACAAAUGGUUUUCCAAGGAACAAGGUGGAUCUUCGAAUUGCCCUCCCUCCAGAUAAAAAUUCUUAUUUUACUGUCUAUGAUAUCGCAAAUCGUCAGAGAGAGAGAGACCGUCGUUUGCAUCACUGCAACGUGUUGAGCAUAGAGGGGGCAAAAGAUACUCGACCUACUAAAGAGAGGGUGUGAGCUUUCCACUCGAAGAGUCUACGAUCAAUCUUUUCAAGGACAAUUUUGUAAGCGUCUCUUGUGACUCUCCCAUGGAUUAAAAGGCACUCUCAGAUAUCUGCCUAAGUUAUUGGUAGCUUUGAUCCCAAGAUAAUCGUUGAUCUUCUUCUCAUCUACCUCCUUUUUGUUCUUGGAGAAAAAUAUACAAGAUAAUGAAACAUAUUAAAUGUAAGAAAAAAUGAUACAUUAUGAAAAUGACUCAUCUAAUUUUUUCUUAAACAAACAAUAUAUUUGAAAAUAUAAAUACUCCCAAAUGACUAUAUUUCUAAGAUGUAUUCAUUUGAGCAAAUGAAUCAUUUAGUAAGGGUUUAAUUCACCUGCAUAGCCAUAACUUUCACGAUUUUAAUAAAUAUAGCCACUUUUUGAAUAAUACACAGAUGUAGCCAUUUCCGUCCAAUUAUUUGACGGUUCACUUAACUCGCUGACUGGACUACGACCGCUGCUGAUGUGGCGUGUUUUCUUUUUUGCGUCAUUGUCACGUGGAAAACAAUUUUAUUUUAAUUAAUAAGUAAAGUUAAACGACAAAAAGAAGCCAAAAAGGGAUUGAGAUCACUUUCCCCCUUUUCGUUCAUCUGUUCCCACCAACCUCAGCUCUUUCUCUCUCGACUUACCCCAUCUGUUCGCGAUCGUUGACAAAGAGUAGCCAUGGAUUCGGCCGGCGAGUAGCAUCAGAUGGUCGUUCUUUCGACGGCCGUACGGACUUCGGUGGUUCGGCUGACGGCAGCUCUGAUAUAUCGGCGGAGGAAACCCUAAAUUUCGCGUUGCUUGGAAACCCUAAAUUGUGUGACUUGUGAGUCCUUAUGAACUGCUUUGGUUUCUUCUUUGGUUUGAAUGAAUGAAUGAAUGCUUUGUUAACGGGAAGUGGGUGUUGUGUAUUUAUAGGUUCAAAGGUGGAAAGCGACAUCCCAUCUUCUUUGAGGGACCAGAAGAAGUUUUUUGUCACGAGAUUGUCCCUGCAAAGACGGUGAACACCUGGAACCUCUGGUUAUAAUCGUCAUUUACUAUAAAAGCUUUCACUUCUCGUGCUUCUCUUGGCUGUAUAUGGAGUUUCCCAAUUUGUUUAAUCUCUUUUUGGAUAUGUGUGUCUGACUUGUUUAUUAGAGAUUAAACAUUAAUUAAUAGUUAAUGGAAUAAACAAUGAAUUUAUGCAGAGAGAUGGCAGAUUCGCGGGAGGAAGGUAAUGGUGAGAAUGUCACAAACCAGCUUGGGGAAGAAGAUGAUUUCUUGUUAGUGGAAGAUGGGGUAGCAGCUUCUGUUGCAAAGGAGGUUUACCACGUUUACGAUUCGGAUGAUGUUGAUACUUCGGAUGAUAAAUAUCACGAAGCACGUGACAACUUAAGAGCAUAUGGCGAGACGAGGAGGAGGAGGGAGGUGCAGUCAAAGCGGGUUGUUGAUGGGGAAGAGGUGGACCAGUUGGACGAAUUUGAAGAUGUUGAACAUGAAAGUGGAGAGGAGCAGAGAAUGGGGAUGGUGAACAUGGAGAGGAUGCAGGGGGAGAGGAACCAAAGAUUAAGGCUUCCAAUCAUUCUUUAUCCAACCAUCCUCCCCCUGUUUCCGAACAAGUCGUUGGUGAUAAUUCGAAUGACUCGUUUUAAAGAUUGUCUGAAGAUUCAGAUCAUGUUCGUCUGAACUUAUCUGAUGAAGAGGCUAGGGAAAUGUACGAUGAUGCUCCACACUAUGAUCCAAAAUGUGAUCAUAAGAGUUUGCAAUUCGUGUGUCGGAUGAAGUUCGCGAGUCUAGAACAAUUCAAGGAGGCUGUUAUUAGACAUUCUUUUGCAGCAGGUGCAUGUCUGAGGUGGACUAGGACUAACCCUAAUAGGAGGGAGGUGAAGUGUAAGGCUCCGAAUUGUAAGUGGAAGUUGUAUGCCAGUUGGUUCAGAAAGGACAAGAGCUUCCUGAUCACAAAAGUAGGGCUGCCACAUUCUUGUUCAAGGCAGCUUAGAGUGAAUCAAGCCACUGCUAAGUGGAUAGCAAGUGACAUGUUAGAAAGAUUCGAGAUAAAUCCUGAAUGGGCUCCGAAUCAGAUAACGGUUGAGGUUAAGCUAAAGCAUAAUAUGGAGGUAAGUAUAGAACUUGUUAUAGGGCUAAAGUGGAGGCUAUCAAGCUGCUCAGUGGUUCAUUGGUGGAUGAGUACAUGAAGCUCGGAAGCUAUAUGGCUGAAUUGAAGAAACGAUAUCGUGAAGGACAUUUCAUCUUGGAGGUAGACCCGCAUCCUAAUGGCGACAAGGUUUUGUUUCAACGUAUGUACAUCGGGUUCUCAAGUUUGAGAAAAGGGAUUUCAAGAAGGUUGCAGACCAAUGAUCGCUUUGGAUGGAUGUUUUCAGAAAAGGAGAGGUUAAAGGGAUGAUACUGAUAACGGUUGGGAAAGAUGGAAAUAAUCAAAUGUUUCCAAUAUGUUGGGUUGUGGUGGAAGGUGAAAACAGCAACUCAUGGUGUUGGUUCGUGCAAGCACUAGCUGAAGACUUAACACUAGUUGACGGAAGGGGAUGGACUAUUAUUUCUGAUCAACAGAAGGUAAUGUCAAAUAAAGCUUACUUUAUUUCAUAUCCACUUAGUUUCCUACUUAUUGCUGACUUUAAACUUUGCCAGCUUCAGGGUUUAGUUGAGGCAAUUCACACCAUUCUUCCUGAUGUUGAGCACCGUAAAUGUGCAAGACAUGUAUAUGCCAACUGGAAGGCCAAGAACAAGAAAGAUCGUGUUAGGAA